AUGCAAAAAAAGAAAGGGCAUUCCAAGAAUCUAUCAAAAUAAGCUAUUGAUUUAAUUAAUUACUAUAAUAACUUAAGGACAUCUAUUACUAAUGAAUUUGCCAUGAUGAAUUUAAAUAAAAAAAUGUCAUUAUACAUAGCUGAUUAACGUAUUUCAUUUUUUAAUUCUAAUAGCUAUUGCAGAAGAAGAUGUUGAGGAUUCUCCUAUUAAGCUUUAAAGAAAUUGCUCAAAGACAGAACAUAUUAAUAUCAAUAUUUAUGCUUAAACAUUCGAUUUAGAUGAAGAAUUAUAAUAAGAUGUAAAAUAGUUAAAAUAAACUUUAAAUUAAAGUAUGUAUCAUAAUUUGAAAUUAGGAAUAACAUAACUAAAAAGCAUAAUACACCAAUCAGAACAAAUGAAAAGUUUGAAAAAUUAAAAUAACAAAGAAAAUUAAUGCUAAAAUAAUCAAAAUUAUGCUGUAAAUAAAAUAGCUGCAAAAAAAAGAGUUUGA
Molecule: messenger RNA, 490 nt
Organism: Paramecium octaurelia
Lineage: Eukaryota; Ciliophora; Oligohymenophorea; Peniculida; Parameciidae
Source: the annotation of a GenBank genome assembly